Messenger RNA from Geodia barretti, 429 nucleotides. The record is from the annotation of a GenBank genome assembly. NCBI's taxonomy places the organism in Eukaryota, Metazoa, Porifera, Demospongiae, Tetractinellida, Geodiidae.
AUGAGGUUCGCAGCGUUCACAACGGUGGCGGGAUCUGCCGGAGAGCCACAAGCGCUGGGGAACACCUCGACAACCCUCAGACAGCAGACCAUUCUGGCCGAGGAGCUCGGCUUCGAGGCCAUGUGGCUCGGAGAGCACCACUUUGGGCCCUAUGGAGUGGGCGAUUUGCCGAACCCGAUUCUGCUGGGCGCAGACCUCGCGGCGCGGACGUCCAGGAUUCGCAUCGGACAGAUGGCGAACAUAGCUCCGUGGUGGCAUCCGAUACGGCUUGCUGAAGACCUUGCGAUCCUGGACAACAUGACCGGCGGCCGCCUGGAGGUCGGCUUCGGCAGGGGAAUCUGGCCAUAUGAGGGUCCACAGUUUCAUCCCAACGCGGACCCUCGCAAGGACAAGGAAAACAGGGAGCUGUUUCGGAGACGGUGGAGGUAG